UGGGCAGCCGUGAGAGAGGUGAGACCAUGAAAGCGUCGGGCACGGUCCUUUUCUCUGUAAUCCUCGUAUCGGUUUCCAAGAUUGAAUUCGAAGAAGUUUCAAAUAGACACUGAGGGAGUACAAAGUUGUUGGGAGAUGCCUUCCUACUCCCAAAUGUCCAACCCCAUCUCUUUAUCGGAUGCGAAUCUUUGCUCCUAACCAUGUUGUUGCAAAGUCCCGUUUCUGGUAUUUUGUCUCACAGCUGAAAAAGAUGAAAAAAUCUUCUGGGGAAAUUGUAUACUGUGGACAGGUUUUUGAGAAGUCUCCUCUGAAGGUGAAAAAUUUUGGUAUCUGGCUGCGCUAUGAUUCUCGCAGUGGAACUCACAAUAUGUACAGGGAGUACAGGGAUUUAACAACUGCUGGAGCUGUAACACAGUGCUAUCGUGAUAUGGGAGCACGUCAUAGAGCCCGUGCUCAUUCUAUUCAGAUCAUGAAGGUUGAAGAGAUCGCUGCUAGCAAAUGCCGCAGACCUGCUGUCAAGCAGUUCCAUGAUUCUAAAAUUAAAUUCCCUCUGCCCCACAGAGUGUUGCGCCGUCAGCAUAAGCCACGCUUUACUACCAAGAGACCAAAUACAUUCUUCUAAAUGUAGGCUUGAUUGAUAUGUUCCAUGUAUCAAUAAAUUUUUUUUGAACAUUUGA
Molecule: messenger RNA, 677 nt
Organism: Crotalus tigris (Tiger rattlesnake)
Lineage: Eukaryota; Metazoa; Chordata; Lepidosauria; Squamata; Viperidae
Gene: RPL18A
Product: ribosomal protein L18a
Exons: 6
Coding region: 179-622 (147 amino acids)
Biological process (GO): translation
Cellular component (GO): cytosolic large ribosomal subunit; ribosome
Molecular function (GO): structural constituent of ribosome
Source: RefSeq, a predicted model, not a curated record